Molecule: messenger RNA, 4085 nt
Organism: Cotesia glomerata
Lineage: Eukaryota; Metazoa; Arthropoda; Insecta; Hymenoptera; Braconidae
Product: homeobox protein abdominal-A homolog
Exons: 3
Coding region: 1584-2768 (394 amino acids)
Biological process (GO): negative regulation of transcription by RNA polymerase II; anterior/posterior pattern specification
Cellular component (GO): nucleus
Molecular function (GO): RNA polymerase II cis-regulatory region sequence-specific DNA binding; DNA-binding transcription factor activity, RNA polymerase II-specific
Source: RefSeq, a predicted model, not a curated record
CUAAUGGUAAUGGUCCAUCAAAUUUAAGCGCUGAAGCUGAAACAGUAUCAUGUCAGAAGAAUUGUUGAUGAAGAAUGUACGUGACAAUAUAUUAUUGAGGAUUUGGAAUGUUUAUUUGAAGCUUGUUGUGACGUAAAAUAGACAAUUGAAACUGGAACUGGAGUUUUGAAGACAGUUAAAUUCAUGAUGGGCAGUAAUUUGAAAGACCUUGUCAUUCUUGGAAUAACGUGGUCAUGAUCAUAAUCUGAAGUUUAGAGCCUCAGAGCAAUACAAAACGCAUGCCUUAACAAUGUGCCAAGAAUGAGUGUAUAGCGCAGCAGUGCUCAAUGUGAGGUAGAAGGCGAGAAAAGAGAGAGAUAGGAAGAGUGAGAGCAGCAGUCAGCAGUGGCCAGCUAGCAGCGCCACACCAGUACCACACGGUGACAGCAGCAGUGAAAGCAGCACAGGAAUACCAGCAACGGUGAUGCUGGUGGUGGCGGCAACUGAGCAAAACCAAGUGAGCGUGUGACAGUGGAGAAGCAUCCAGAGGAAGUGAGAUCGAGAGCGGAGGAUUUAAGGUAUGGUGAAAUGUGAGCUGGAAAGAGAGAGAAGACCGGUAGAAACCCAUUCAUCUUGGCGCGCCUAGCUUGCCUGGGAUUGGUCCUCUGAUCGUAAGGUCAUGCACCGAUUGGUCCGUUCUGUUUACCAGCUGUGCUAUUCAGAGGAGAGGGGCUGCAAGAGACAAGCGGCGCCAUUAUUGUAAGGGGUUACAUUUAGCUGGCUGUAGUGUAGUACGCGGUGUUCAGGAUAGGGGGCUAUAGUACCUUCAUGCAUGGCCCAUAAAGGAUUCGUCGACUAUCCGAGAAGUACGCAAGAAACGGCAUCUAACACCUGACAAGCCGUGAUCUCCCAUUCUCCCGCGCCUUACAGCCCUAUUUCAAGGGUUAAAAUCAACUACUCCAGACGGAUCCUUUUAUCGUUGUUGACAUUCUCGUGCUAUUUAAUAUUUAUUAUUAUUGAUAAUUAUUAAUAACUGUAGUAUUUCAUCGAUUAUUAAUAUUAUUUAUGUGAUCAUAAUUGUGCAUUGUGUUUUGUUAAUUAGUAUAAUUAUCGUGUAGCAAGAUAAAGACUAAAGUGGUUGAUUGAUUAAAGAAGAACAUGGUGUGUUUCUAGUCGAUGGUUUUAAGCCUAAUAAUAUUAAGUAACGCUUCUGAAACAGUUUGUUUGAAACUUGGGCAAAUAGCUGUUACUAUUUUAGCAUGGUGUGUUAUGUGCCCUGUUGCAUAAGUGGUAGUAAAAGUGAGGAUAAAGUACCAAUAAAGAGAGUUUAAGCGAGGGGGAGGGUGUGAGGCUUAUACCAGGAGGAGGGGGAUGCCAACAAACGCAUGAAAACAUCUUGUGGAUUUAAAAAGGACACCAUUUGUGAAUUUUUAAAAUACAGUGUUUGUAAAUAACAGAAUUGGUCUAGCAUGCUUUGAGCUUACAACCAACAGUCCAAGGAAAAUUUACCAAGUUUGAGGUAACAAUUACAAUGAUGGGUUCAAAUAAUCUCGAGGGCAGAUGUUGACUGCCCUUAAUCGAGUGCGGGGUUCGCUUGCGCAGCGAUGAGUUCUAAGUUCAUAAUCGAUAGUAUGCUACCUAAGUAUCACCAACAAUUUCAUCAUCAACAGUUAUUUGCAACUUCAAAUCCAAGUUCUCUUCAGACUUGCUCAGGUGGAUCAUCUACCGCAAGCCUAGAGUCCAGCCUGUCGGCAGCAGCCGUAGCCGCGGCAGCUGUCAAUUACGCUCAUCACAGUUCGCCCUCACCAACAGGCUCUAGUCCUCAGCACUCAGGAAGCUCUGCCUCAACAUCACCGGCGGCAAGAACAGCUUCUAGCAUGUACCCCUACGUGUCCGCAGCAGCGGUACAUCAUCAUCAUCAGCAACAACAGGCGGUUGCUGCAGCAGCUUUUGGUGCAACCUCGUCUAUGGUACCUGGAUUCGGGUCAUCGGUUGCUUCUAGCGCAGCAUUGGCAGCAGCUGCCGUUGUUGAUGCUGCCAAUGGUGAUAAAUCCUGUCGAUACACCGCCAGUCUUACCGGGAACGUCGCGCCCAGUUCCACAGAUCCUAUAGUCAAUUACAAUUUAAGUCAUCAUCAUCAGAAUGGUGGUGCUUCCAGUGGUCUCGUCUCAUCAUCACCCUCAUCAGCCGUGUCUGCCGCUUCAGCUUCCAUGGCAGCAGCGGCACAGUUCUAUCACCAAGCCGCCGCAGCGUCUGUUGUUGAUCCGCUGACUUCCUGUCAGCAGCCCACUCCCGGACAACCAGGAAUACCUGACAUUCCCAGAUAUCCUUGGAUGUCUAUAACAGAUUGGAUGAGCCCGUUCGAUCGAGUUGUGUGUGCCGAAAAUUUCCUUCCAGGUCCAAACGGAUGUCCGAGACGUAGAGGUCGACAAACCUACACACGAUUUCAGACUCUCGAAUUGGAAAAAGAGUUCCACUUUAACCACUACCUAACAAGACGACGGCGAAUAGAAAUAGCACAUGCCCUUUGUCUUACAGAACGACAGAUAAAAAUAUGGUUCCAGAACAGGCGGAUGAAGCUGAAAAAGGAGCUGAGAGCGGUUAAAGAAAUCAACGAGCAGGCAAGACGGGAACGAGAGGAACAAGAUAUGAUGAAGAAGCAGCAGGCCGAGAAGCAAGCCAAGAUGCAAGAGCAACAAAAUGCUCUCCAGCAUCAACAGCAUCAUGUUAGUGGGUUAGAUAAGGCACAGAAUGAUCUCCUAAAAGGCGUUAGCAAAGUACCGACAUAGGUAAUAGGGUUAAUGUAAGUCAAUAUUUGUUGUCAUUUAUGAGAUUGGUCCCAGGACGACAAUAGCUGUAAAUUAAAGACACAUUAGCGUGAUCCAAUUGGGAUUAAACUGCUCCCAUCAAAACGUACUUACCUGGUUGUCCAGGACGAGGAAAAGCCUCAGCCACCCGGUGACUAUGUUUGACUGAUUUGUAGAAUGUAUUUUUAAAAAAAUUUAACAAAACACAAAAAAAAUAACGCAACAUGGACAUUAACUAGCAGAGACAAUGAUCAACAAUCAAUUAAAGAAAAUCAAUUGCAAAGCUGACUAAGAACAAUGAAGAGAGAAGAAAAUGCGAUACCUUAAAGAUUUGUCGUGCCACUGUGUGAAAAAACAAAUCUGUCAUGUUUUUCGGUGCAUGGUUGAGUUGAUAACCUGAAGUUGGUAGUCAUUGGCCUCUAAUUGAUGACUGGAAGAAUAAUGGCUGUCUCCGCAUGGAGCGUGAUCGAAUGAAGGUUGCUAUUAAAUGAAAUGUAAGAAUCUCUUGGCAUAUUUACAGCCUCAAUUUAUUCAGUACAAUUGGUUGCAUAGAUAUCCGACAUGGCAGUUCAAUGGUCGAUCUACUGCAUAAAUACGAUCUCUUUGCCGCAUAAAAUAAACAUCAAUGUGUUUAGUGCGGAUCUAAGAGUCAGUCGUCGAACGAUCGUUUAGUUGAUUCCGAGUGUUAGUGUAUAUCAUCGGCUGCUAGCUGCUGGUACAUUUUAUACAUAAACAUAUACACAUACAUGUAUCUACACGUUAAACUUUCAUGUGCAAAAAAAAGCAAGAAGCAGAUAAUACCAGCAUGAAUCUCUUGAAGGACGUUCGGUAUCGAUGACGCUCAACUUCUCUGGGUACACAUAAAUGCCGGCUUUCAAGGUGGCCCGCUUCUUUGAUAUCCGAAGAAUUGACGACCAUAUCCUCAGGACUGUAUCACCUUUACAACACAUACAUGCACACGUGACACAGAAGAGUGAAUGAUUUUCUGAAACUGGAAACUAGGCCUCUUAUCGAAGUUACGGUUGAAGAACGAAUAACGAUAAUUGAUAUUAAACAUCAUCGAUAAUACUGAUAUUAAACUUAAUUUCUUUAGAUUUUUUAUUUUCAAAUUGUUUUUUUUUGUGUGUUAUUGAGGAAAAUUUACAUAGUUUUUUUAACGUUGACUAAAAUUUUUUUAUUGCUGUGGUAAAAAUUAAUAUGGGUUUAAGUUUUUGUUGUACUGUUCGUAGCCUAAUACUUACGUCAAAGCUCGUCGAUUGAUUAUUUAAAUGUUUUUGUUGAUACUAUUUAUCCUUGACC